AUGGCAAGAGAUAAUAAUUUAGACCAAUUUUAUACUAACCCUUUAACGGCUAAAAAACUCACUAGCAUUUUUGCCGAAGAAGUAAAAAAACUAGGCCAUCAAAAAAUUAAUUUUAUUGAACCGUCUGCUGGAACUGGAAACUUUUACCAAGCCAUUCGGGAAAUCAACAAAAACAGCCAAUCUGCAAAAAUAGCAAAUCCAGAUUAUAAGAUGAAUAGGCACGUUACAGGUAAAAGUGUUUACCGUUUUAAGAACCCACCAAUAAUUAAUCUUGAAGACCGAGACUUUCCUCUGGCAGCUUUGGAACUAAAAACUAAACAGUUAGAACAAGAAAUAAAAGCCAUUGAAAACAACCCCACUAAUUAUUUCCUUUAA
Entrophospora sp. SA101 is the source of this 375-nucleotide messenger RNA. The record is from the annotation of a GenBank genome assembly. NCBI's taxonomy places the organism in Eukaryota, Fungi, Glomeromycota, Glomeromycetes, Entrophosporales, Entrophosporaceae.